This is a messenger RNA of Pseudoliparis swirei, 7778 nucleotides long. RefSeq names its product DNA-binding protein RFX7. The record is from RefSeq and is a predicted model, not a curated record. Gene Ontology annotation, molecular function: DNA-binding transcription factor activity, RNA polymerase II-specific; RNA polymerase II cis-regulatory region sequence-specific DNA binding. The coding region runs from base 521 to 4942 and encodes 1473 amino acids. Gene Ontology annotation, biological process: regulation of transcription by RNA polymerase II. NCBI's taxonomy places the organism in Eukaryota, Metazoa, Chordata, Actinopteri, Perciformes, Liparidae. The transcript is spliced from 10 exons.
CUUUGGAUUGUGCAAUUAUGUCAGAGAGGGAUGUUGUGUUGUCCAGUGUGAACAGCAUACACGAUUACAGCUUGCAUAUCUAUUUGAAUGCACAACUGGACAUGCCAUUAUUAUUCAAAGACACACACAAAAACGUGAAACUUUCCCGUAAACAGUUUCAGAUCCCGUGCUUUUAUUUUGAAGGCCCACACUCCCCGUGUACUUCCGGGCUGGCCGUGCUUCUCGUCUGUACCUUGACGCAGCCAAGCUGGUCUGUAGCUUCUGCUGGCUGCUGCAGGCGUGCUAUUUGCGGCAGCGGAGAGACCUCUGCGAAAUGCCUUUUGUAUUCCCCGGGUGUCAUUUUUGGUUCCGUUUUGUGUUUUGCGUCGGGUCCGAUCACGGUGUUUGUCGCCAUGCUCUGCGGUGGAUUCAGCGGGCUGUCCUAGCUGACUGAGCCGCUCCAGCAGCGGUGGGUCCGGUGCAGCGCACAGCCGGGGAUGAGGCCUACUUGUUAAAGCUCCCCCACCACCCCUCCGUCGCGAUGGCUGAUGAUCAACAACAACCUGGUCAGAAGCCUGCUUCGGGAUUAGGCUCUCUUCCAGCGCUGGUGCCAGGACUCCAGGGGCCCGAGGCGAACGCGUUACAGUUCAAAAUAAAGAAUUCCAUUUGCAAAUCUGUACAAUCAAAAGUGGACAGCAUAUUGCAAGAUGUUGAGAAGUUUACAGACAUCGAAAAACUCUACCUCUACCUGAAGUUGCCUUCUGGUCCCAGCAGUGGCAAUGAUAAAAGGACUGAGAAUGAGAGGGGGUCCACCCCUGGAUUAUGUGAUCAGAGUUCCAUGUCGUCAAGCCGUACUCAACAGAUGUAUGCUUUCAACUGGAUACGGAAUCACCUAGAAGAGCACCCAGAGACUUCCCUCCCAAAGCAAGAGGUGUAUGACGAAUACAAGAGCUAUUGUGACAAUCUCGGCUACAAUCCACUGAGCGCAGCAGACUUCGGAAAGAUCAUGAAGAAUGUCUUUCCUAACAUGAAGGCACGUCGACUGGGCAUGAGGGGGAAAUCCAAAUACUGUUAUAGCGGGUUAAGGAAGAAAGCUUUUGUUCACAUGCCGUCCUUACCCAACCUGGAUCUGCAGAAAUCUGGUGAUGGGUGUGAGCUGAUGGAGCCGUCAGGCCAGUCCCCGAGCGCUGAAGAUGAAAUGAGGUCUGCCGCCUGUGGACUGGUGUGCGAGUGGGCCCAAAAGGUGCUGAGUCGUCAGUUUGACCAUGUGGAGGACCUGGCCCGCUUCCUGCUCAAUAGCCACUACAUUGGUACUAAGUCCAUGGCUGCACUCACUGUUAUGACUGGAACGCCCACAGGGAUGAAGACGCCAACUCCAGCCUCUGCGUUUGUGCCGACAGCGGAGGCAAACUCUUUCCAGCCCCAGGUGAAGACCCUGCCUUCUCCCUCUGUUGAUGCGAAGCAGCAACUGCAGCGCAAGAUCCAGAAGAAGCAGCAGGAGCAGAAGCUCCAGUCACCGCUGCCCAGUGAGAGCCAGGUCAAGAGGACAGAGGCCAGUACUCUUGGCCCCACCAUCGCCUGUGGCAGCCCUGCUCUACUCUCCCCGCAGCCCACCAUAGGCAUCGUGGUAGCAGCUGUUUCCAGCCCAGUCACGGUACAGCGAGGCAGGCAGUUGAUGACCUCUCCCAGCCCUGUGGGGACUUCAGAAGGGAAAGUGUUGCCUGUGAACUUCCAAGUGGUCACUCAGUCUCUGAAACAGUCCCCCAAACACCCUCAGAAUAUAUCAGCCAGUCCUGUGAGUGACCGGCUGGCACGACAUGGUACGCGGUACGCACAAAUCCUGCCCAAGCCCUCUGCCACCAGUGCCAUCACGCUGCGCUCACCUCCCACCCUGCUCAUCACCAACAGCCCGAUAAAAACUGUGAUGCCAACUCCCCACGUCAGCUCAGUCAACGUGGUGAAGAUGACGGCCAUUGCUCUGGCUCCCAGCAGCAGCACGGCCAUGCGUCCUGCCUCGGCGGGUGUGAAUACCAUCGCGACCCUGGACGACUCACAGUACACACAUUGUGGGAGUUCAUUUGCCCCUCACUCCUCUGCAAUCCGACCCGGUGCCCUGAUCUCCACCCCGAUCCUCUCCACUGACAUCAAACUGUUGUGUGAAGCUGGACAUGACAAUAACCACGGCCAUGGCACAGGGAGAACUGUUUUGGGGGUAAAAGAGGAUAAAAUGGCUAAGUUCAGGGCUGCAAGUGAGCCAAGCUUCCUGAUUAAGUGUUCUCCUGGACCCGACAAGGGGUCAAGAAUAAAAAUUGACCCAACAUCCCCUCCCAUCUCGAAAUCUGUAGCUGGGACUCAGGACAGCAAUAGCAGUAACUGCCAUGGCAGUACUUUGUACUUGACUGUUGAUAAUCACAACUUGUAUUGCAACACAUCAUUCAAUGGCUCCUCUGGUCUUACCCCAACAUCGAAAGAUGUCUGCCUGGAUAUCAAGAGCCCAAGAAAGCGCACAGGCCCAGGUGGAGAGUCCCAUGUCAUUCCUGUGAAAAGAGUGUUUAUUUCCCAGCAGCCACUGGCUGUAAUUGACAAUCCCAAACCUGGAGUCAGUGCUGGAUUGAAGAGGAUCCCCAGACCGGGAACCCCCGCCAGACCAGAGAGUGCUCCCUGCAAAGUGACUGUGAGACACACCUCCAUGGGGCCCACACAGAUCCUUGCUCUCUCUGACUCGCCCAUCACACACAACGAGUGCUCCCAGACUGUUGUCAAACCCCAGGCCUUGCUGAUGAAACGCGAAGACCACUCCGUCAGAACUGAUACAACCGCCGCUGGAAACAACAUGCCGGAUCAGGCGUUGCUACGGCAGAUCACCAGAGACCCUCUCACCAUACCAGCCAACUCAGGAGCACACGAAGCCUCUGUGAUGAGAGACUUAAAGAGCACAAUAUGGGAGGAGGGACAGCUUGAUGAGCUUCGGAAGCAGGCGUUUGCGCAGCAGAUGCCAGCAGAACACAAACAAGCCCCUUCUGACCAACUUUCCGUUCUCGGUCAACCCCCCGAGGCCUCAGGCCAGCUCAGCCUCGUGCAGGAGAUGGUUGACUUUGCAGGUUCUCAGCCCAACAUGGACUACUUCCCGUUCAACGAUGACGACAUGACCCAGGACAGUAUUGUGGAGGAGCUCGUGCAAAUGGAAGAGCAGAUGAAGCUGAAGGGUCUGUUUGGUAGCUGUGUGGAUGUGUCCAUACAAGGCCAGUCAGCCAGCGGUCAAGGCUCCAUCAUGAACGCUCACCAGUCUGGCCCUACCUUCUUCCACUCUGCCCACAGCAGCACCACUCCCGUCCAAACUCCCACUCCAACACCGACUCCGACGCCGACGCCAACCCCCACCUCUGAGAUGACCCUCGGGCACAGCAUGACGAGAGAGAGCCCCUGUUCCCGCAUGGCUCCGAUCACCCCUGUGGAUGGACCCAUGGGUCGCCACACCCCCAUCAGCACACCACUGUCCAACUGCAGCAGCGUCCCCCCGAGCCCGGUGGAGUGCAGGAACCCUUUUGCGUUCACGCCGAUCAACUCGAGCGUCACGGGGUACCACGAUGCCAGCAUUGUCUCCAGUAGCCCUGUUAAGCCCAUGCAAAGGCCAAUGGCAACACACCCUGACAAGGCCAAGCUGGAGUGGAUCAACAACCGCUACAACAGCAACUCUGUCGCUCCUUUGCCCAACCACAGCAUUGGCAUUCUGCCCAGCUACCAAGACCUGGUAGAUGAUCAGUUUCGUAAGCCGCAUGCUUUUGCGAUUCCGGGCCAGUCCUUUCAAGCUCAGUCCAGACAGGAUGCGGCUCACUUUGGCCGGUUGACCCCCAUAUCCCCGGUGCAGCAGCAGCUGCUGCUAACGGGUGUCACUACUCCCACCAAACAGGAGAGUUUUGCUGUGCCUGCACCGUUGGACAACAAGGCAUCCACCUCAUCUGCAUCCAGCACUUUCCGUUGCCGCAGUGUCAGUCCGGCAGUGCGCCAGAGAAACUUCAGUGGCAAUGCCAACCCUCCAGCCACCACCAACACCACCACUAACACCACCACCCAAGCUGUGGUUUCACCCUUUAACUGCCCCAUCACCUCCGAGGUGCUCAGCAUCCUGUCCAACAGUCAGACCGUCGGCUCGGUGCACAGCAUGGUUCAGCGGAGCCAAUCCGUGCCCCUGAACAUCAUGAUGCAGAGUGAGAGGAUGCCCGUGCACGGUCAGAGCAACGCCGCCAAAAUCACCAAUGUUCUUCUCAGCAAGAUGACAGCUGAUGGCGGCGAUUCUGUCCGCGGCCUGGGCAUCAACAACCUCGCCUCUAACUACACGGCCCGUAUGAACCUCACACAGAUCCUGGAGACCACUCCUGGCUUUGCGGAAGGAGCUGCCCACCAGACUCAGCUGCCUGUUCGCUCCAGCCCUGCUGCCUUUGAGCUCCAGCAGCAUGGCUACCUCACCUCUAGCAGUGGGGAACAGGUGAGUUUCUCCACUGUGGACAGCCAAGCACAAGUGGGUCCUGGUGACCAGCAGCAGGUCCAGGAGAAUGCUGUGCAGACACAACCGCAGCUCCUCCUCCAGAGCACACAGCAGCAGGAGGACGAGCAACAGCAGCUUGAUUUCAACAACACCGUCAAGGACUUGUUGGGGCACGACGGCCUCAACCCCAGUUCUCAGUUGGUGGGUCAGGUAGCUUCCGAGCUCAAUGCUGUGGCGUCUGACUUUUCAAACGACAUCAGGCUGACCUCCGAUCUGUCCAGUAGCAUCACUGACCUUAACACGUUGGACACCAACCUGCUGUUUGAUCCUAAUCAACAGCAGGAACAAUACGAAGACUCAACACUGGAAGAACUGAAGAACGACCCGCUUUUUCAGCAAAUAUGCAGUGAUACUGUGAACUCUUUUGACUGGCUAGAAAGCAAAGACCAGCCGACUUCAGUCGAGAUGCUGGGCUAAAGUCAUCUUUUACUCCGUAUGAUUUAUGUUCUCUGUUGUUUGUUUGGUGCGUAUGUAGUUUGUCUGUUUUUAAACUAUAGUUUGUUUGGAUUUGUCUGGACUUUGCCAUUCGUUCUGUUAAAAGUGCCGGGCUUACCAGAAAAUCACUCGUACUAACGUUUAGUUACUUCUCUCCUUUUUCAUUCGUCACCCAGAGAUUCAGUACUUAACCACAUUUCGCCCUCAUCUGAAAAUAGAAAUGUCAGCAUUUCAAGUAAAAGGUGUGAGUACUUGACGGCAGCAUGCACUUACAAAGGGCAGGUGCGUAUGGUCUGACCAUUAAGAGAAACAUAAUCUUCCUUGUUCUAACCAAUCAAUAAUGCAAUAUUUGUAUUCAACAGACACUUAAUGAAAGAAAGAGAUGGACAGGAAAUUUGGCACAAAAGACCAAAAACGUAUGCUGUUGAAUACUAUUUUCAGUGUGUGCGGCUCAAGUUCAACCAAAUGGAGACAAUAUUGGGAUUGUAGUAUAUGCACAUAAUAGUUGUAGUACAUUUGCCUGCCAUAUCUGAAUAUUAAAAAAGGGUAGCAUCUUAUGCUGCCAGGUGCUGAAUUUACGACAUAAUCUUUAUACUUUAUCAUAUACCAAAUCAGUGGAAAACUGAUUCACGUCUGAGCAUUGUCCAAGAGUGAAAUUUUCUCAAAGCCUAUACUUCUUGUACUGUUUAAUAUCUUAUAAAGGGAGUAGAUGAAUCAGGAGGGAGAAGAUGGGAAUUCAGGCCACGUUGUGGACUAUACAUCGAGAGGAAUCAACAACUGGCUGCCUUAUUCCCAAAGUCCAAGGCCUUAUGCCAUCUGUAGAGAGACUGUAUAUAGUAUAAUGUUAAGACUCUUCAGAACCAUCCAGAGCUUCAUCAUAUCAAGGCAGCUGUAACUCUGAUGUUUUCAGUACUUUUUCUGAUUAUUUUUCUUUUGCAGUGUUACAAUAUAGAUGUGUAUUGUAUAGGCUAAAAACUACACUGUGUGCUCUUAUCAGUAAUGGAUUAGGAGGAAUUUGAUAUGCUGUCCAUAAAACAUGGCAGGCACACUUUUAAGUCAUGAGAUUUUUGUUGGCAUGCUAUAUCAAUGGUAUGGAGAAGGCUUAGUUACAUAGAAAGCUAGAGGCUGACAUUUAUGUUUUGAUGUCAUCUUGGGAUCAAAAAGAAAUGAAAUUAUGUUUGUGGAAAAUCCAGCCUUAUUUCCAUACCAAAGAUGAUCUGUUUAAAUAACAUAAGAGAUUAUUACACAUAGACACUCCUAGUAGACGUUAACGGCAACAAAAAACAGGGCGACCUCGGAGAUAUAAAAGAGUUUUAUUUCGAUGAAAAAGGGUUGAGUUGCAUAAAUCUUAUGUAUAGUAUGUACAUUUGUGAAAAGGGUCACUGUCCUAUGUUUGAUAGGCAACCAUGGACCUGAGAGCAUGUUGAAACCAUCACUGCUAGCCAGGUAGGCUCUGUGAUACAGUAGAAUGCUUGCUUGAGUUUUGGGCUAUUUGGUCAAUGUUGUAUGAGUCAUGUUUAAGCUCCAUCUGUAAAUAGGAUAGAUACAUAGAGAUGUGAUGUAUCAAGACACUAUAUUAUGGCCAUUAUUCUAGCUAAGUAUGUGCCAUUCAUAAGAGAAAAAAAAAGCUUAACAGAUCUAUAGUCGGCAAGAUACUGUAUGUUGUGUGUUACAUUUCUGGCUCAGUGUGUCGUAAAAGUAAUGCUGUCGGGUCUCGCUUGCUGAUUUUCUUUAACUUUUUUUCUAUUCAAAGAUAAUAGGUCUCUGCAGUUGCAGAAGUGAUGUGCGCUUUUGAGCAGGAUCAAUAGCAUGGUAUAUUGAGAAAAAAAAGUUGUGCUACUGUUAGCUGGUUGCAAACAUCUCUGUGACAGACAUUGUGCUCGAAGCCUUUCAGCAGACACUGGAGAAGAAAAAAAACAGUUACUCAUGUUUCAACAAACGUUGGAGGUUCACGUUAUUGCACUAAAUUUGUAUGACACAUUGCUUUGCCACAUCUUUAUGGACAAACGUAAUGAUGGCUGCCCACAAAAAAAAGGACGACAAAUAUUUUUUAUGACAAGAUGAGUAGGGAAAUUAACUGUCAGAAAAUGACUAAUUGUCUUGUAGCAAAAUGUGCAUUAAUCUCAGUGAGAUACACAUUUCUUACUCAUUCUCAUACACGAGAAUAUAAAGCGUUGAGGGGGGGAAAGUUCAACAACCUUUUAAAACCUACGUGCUCAUUAUGUUGAUAAAUGAUUGUACGCACACAUGUGUGAUGACUUCUGUUGUACUUUGUAUCCUUGGUAACCACUGUCUUCUGUGAUUUGGGCAGGUUCUGUUAACCAGACUGGCAGUGCUAGUUUCAUAAGUUUGAUUACUUCUGUUGUGUGCUGUUUACUAAGUUAAUGUUGUUCUAUAUGUUAUGUUCAUGAUGACUGUUUUCUGUUGAUUUUUACAUAUUCUUAUUUUUUUUGCAAAAUGCAUUUGUGAAGAAAUGUAAAAUUUUCUCGUAAUCUUUUCUUAAUCAAUAAGGCACUGAUAUUUGAAUUUGAAUGAAGGAAUGCACCUCUUCAUGAGUACAGGAGCUCCAUCAAGCAGUGACUCUGAUUCUUUACCUUUGACUGACCCAGAACCAACUCUGUUUGACUAUCUUGUCCAUUUAUACCAGUAGAAAAAAAGAAGAAAAAAAAAACCUCCUCCGUGGUGUUGUCUGGUGUACUGCUUAAUGUACAGUAGCUUGUUAAUAUUGCAAUUGCGUUGUUUCUUUUUUCAAUGGAAAGUACUCACUGGUGAGAUUUUUAAAGUGGUUUUAAAAGCCAAUAAACUUUUUUAAAGAAUG